This is a messenger RNA of Rasamsonia emersonii CBS 393.64, 789 nucleotides long. RefSeq names its product Gluconate 5-dehydrogenase. The transcript has 4 exons. The coding region runs from base 1 to 789 and encodes 262 amino acids. The record is from RefSeq and is a predicted model, not a curated record. Lineage: Eukaryota; Fungi; Ascomycota; Eurotiomycetes; Eurotiales; Trichocomaceae. Gene Ontology annotation, molecular function: oxidoreductase activity.
AUGGAUAUUCAAAACCUUUUCAAUGUCAAGGGCAAAGUCGUCCUGGUGACUGGCGGAGCCAAGGGAAUUGGUCGAAUGAUCUCAGAGGGAUAUGUGACAAACGGUGCUACGGUCUAUAUUUCCUCGCGUGAUGAGAAGGCCCUCGAGAAGGCUGUGAACGAGCUCAACGCCCUGGGCAAGGGCAAAGCCUACGCCAUCCCCGCCAAUUUCUACAAAGAGGAGGACUGCCAGAAGUUGGUGGAGGAAUUAAAGAAGCGAGAGAGCAAACUCCAUGUCCUCGUCAACAACUCAGGAUCCAACUGGGGUGCGCCCUAUGACGAGUAUCCGUCCUCAGCGUGGACCAGGGUCCUUACGUUAAAUCUUCACCGUGUCUUUGAUCUCACCCGACUCUUGACGCCGCUCCUCGAGAAAGGAGCCAGUCCUGGAGACCCAGCUCGGAUCAUCAAUAUUGGCAGUAUUGACGGACUUCGUGUCCCCGCUCUGGAGACGUUUGCCUAUAGUGCCAGCAAAGCCGGAUUGCACCAUCUGAGUCGAGUGCUGGCGAACCACCUCGGAAAGAGAAACAUCACAUCGAACACACUUGCUUGUGGUCCUUUCCAAAGUAAGAUGAUGGCAGCCACCCUUGAGAAGUACCGGGAUGUGAUCGAGGCAGGAAUUCCACUGGGCCGAAUUGGUACGCCGGAGGACGUGGCAGGUGCAUGCUUGUUCUUAAGCAGUCGAGCAGGGGCCUAUGUGAACGGAGCAACAAUCACUGUUGAUGGCGGCUGCGUCGUUGCUUCUAAACUGUAA